UUAAAAAAGCCCCUAUGGAUUUUUACAGGAUUCUCAAUUUACAUAAGUAUACUGGAAUGGCAUUGCAGCCAUAGUAUACCGACUCAAAACGAAUCACAAGUGCUUUCAACAGUCCCAUUAAUAAAAUCUGGGGUACUAGGAGAAACACCCAGAAUAACGGACCAGUUAAAAGCCAGCAGAAUAUACGAGUCUUUUCUUGUAAAGGAGACACCACCAGCAACGGGUAUGUUUGGAAAUCAGCGAAGUCAACCUCAUGAAAAAGCCACCAACGAAUCACAAUCCAAUAAUCAAAAUAGAGUGGCGCGCGUGGUGUCUACAGACAUGCUGAGCCGUAAUAUUUCUAUAAUUUUGGAAAAUCUUCUUAAACGCUACGAACAGUCACAACUUCCCACACAUGGACAGGGGAUACCUACGGUAGUGCAAACCAAUAUACUUAUCCGUAGCAUGGGACCGGUGUCCGAGCUGGACAUGGAAUAUUCGAUGGAUUGCUAUUUUAGGCAGUAUUGGCGAGAUAGGCGGCUAAGUUUUAAGGGGCCAAUUAAAAGUCUGUCCUUGAGCAUUAAGAUGCUGGAUAAAAUCUGGCGGCCAGACACUUACUUUUAUAAUGGAAAGCAUUCUCAUAUACACACAAUUACUGUGCCGAACAAAUUACUUAGACUUGAUCAAGAUGGAGGAAUUCUGUAUUCAAUGAGAUUAACCAUAAAAGCCACAUGUCCCAUGGAGCUGAAAAACUUCCCAAUGGAUAGACAAUCGUGUCCCCUUAUAAUUGGAAGCUAUGGUUACACGAACCAACAGCUGGUAUACGAGUGGAAAAAUCAAGAUGAUGCCGUUUCAUUUGUACCCGGAAUGACUCUUAACCAAUUUGAUCUCAUUGGCAUGAUGCAUCGCAAUUUCACAUCAACACGGCGAGAGGGUGACUUUUCAGUAUUACAUGUUGCAUUCAACCUUAAACGUCAUACCGGAUACUUUCUUAUCCAAGUUUAUGUGCCAUGCAUUUUGAUCGUGGUGUUGUCGUGGGUAUCGUUUUGGAUACAUCGUGAGGCCACCAGCGACCGUGUCGGCCUCUGUGUGACAGCAGUUCUAACACUAUCCACCAUUAGCUUGGACUCUCGGACUGACUUGCCAAAAGUCAAGUAUGCCACUGCACUGGACUGGUUCCUUCUGAUGAGUUUUCUCUAUUGCAUAGCCACAUUGCUAGAAUUUGCUGGUGUUCAUUAUUUUACAAAGCUUGGCAGUGGAGAAAUACCACGUCUGGAAGAGCAUUUGGAAAAUAUCAGGAAAAAUAAUAUGCCACCAGCACAUGUCAUUGAAGCCAACGAAGAAAUAAGUGAUGACGAUUUAGAAGAUGGUGACAGCGAUGAUGUCAGUGAGCAAAUGAAUUCAGAGAAUGAUAUUUGCAUUUGUUCUGAACAUGACAAUAUUCGAUUCGAAUCUGCAGAAUCGUUACCAAUAGCACUAGAUGACACAGAUUUUCGUAAGCGCAACGACCUCACUUGUCCUAUCUUCAACCAUCCAACGUACAUCUUUCCAAAGACUUCUUCGCGUGCAACCACCAUGGAGCGAACCACGCAAACAGAACCACCCGUCGCUUCGCGUAUGCGCCAGAUAUGGCUCUGCCUCAAGAGCGACCAAAAGUUCCGAAAACAGCGUGAACGCGACGCAGCUGCAGAAAAGACUGAACAAGGUCGCAACGUGAGCUAUGUAAAUAGCGUUUCGCUAAUUGACCGCAUCGCCCGCAUUGCGUUCCCAAUGUCAUUUGCGCUUUUUAAUCUUUUAUACUGGUUGGCCUACGGAAUGUAUAAAAAAGAGUUUUCUUGGUCAACUAUAAAGACAUAGCUUCCAUCGAUUUCAUUGUAGUUGUUUUGUACCAUUCUUUCGAAUUGGGUUUAAUAAUGUA
Molecule: messenger RNA, 1897 nt
Organism: Drosophila guanche
Lineage: Eukaryota; Metazoa; Arthropoda; Insecta; Diptera; Drosophilidae
Product: gamma-aminobutyric acid receptor subunit alpha-6
Exons: 6
Coding region: 226-1836 (536 amino acids)
Biological process (GO): signal transduction; regulation of membrane potential; monoatomic ion transmembrane transport
Cellular component (GO): membrane; synapse; neuron projection
Molecular function (GO): neurotransmitter receptor activity; extracellular ligand-gated monoatomic ion channel activity; GABA-A receptor activity
Source: RefSeq, a predicted model, not a curated record